AUGCCCACGGAUAACGAUCAAGAUGGACGUUAUGGCCUCACUUCACCCUAUAUAAUCAAGGUAGACUUUGGCGGGCUGCCGACAUCUGGUCUUGCCAUCGGCUUGGUCUAUGAAUCAGCCUUGAGGGAAGGUCAGAAUGACUCUCUCAGCGGCAUUUUCAGCCUCAACAUGAGAGCCGUUAGCCGCCAGCUACACUUCAACAACAGGCUGCCGCCGAUGGAGGCGCUCUUUGAGCCUCAAAAACUGAGAGAGCCCAAGUUCUCGCUCACUUCCCCGCGUCAUGGAGACCCCAUUUCUGCACAAACCAGCAAGUUGACUCUGGGAGGACUCGGAGAAGAGGCUGCUGGUUACAAUAUUACUUACGGACCGGUUUUCAUUUACAACUAUAAUGACUUUCCCCUCGAUUGUCAAGGAUGGACAGUCCAGCUUGAAGGCGUUCGGAUCAAUGGUGUUGAAAUCAAGAUGACCAACGGCCUGAUACUCCCCGAAGGCAAGUAUCUUUCAAUGACGGACUCUGGAAGAUCCUUGAUGUACUUCCGCCCAGAGGAGCUGGAUGCCAUUGCUACCCAAUUCAAAGGUCUGAUUGUUUAUUCAGGCAACCGAGACGUAUGCUUCGACUGCUCAAUCCCACAGCUGAUGGAGUUGAAGUACUUCGGCGAGUGGUAUGCAGUGGAUCCACUGGAUCUCGUGAUCCCCAGCGAUCAUGGAUUCGUCAACGGCACACAGUACUGCCACGCUGCUCUUGGGAGGCGGGCGUUUGCCGGCUCCAUCAUCGGCCCCCCGUUCUUGCGCUCCGUUGUUUCUGUCUUUGACUACCUCUCCAGCGACCUGGUUCCUCAACCACGCGUAGGAUUGGCAGGUCUGGUUAACGGCGCUGCUGCCGUUGCUCGAUAUCCCGAUGUCUUACCCCACCGUCUGUUGUAG
Colletotrichum spaethianum is the source of this 924-nucleotide messenger RNA. Its product is annotated as putative aspartic-type endopeptidase. Gene Ontology annotation, biological process: proteolysis. Lineage: Eukaryota; Fungi; Ascomycota; Sordariomycetes; Glomerellales; Glomerellaceae. Bases 1 to 924 code for a protein of 307 amino acids. Gene Ontology annotation, molecular function: aspartic-type endopeptidase activity. The transcript has 3 exons. The record is from RefSeq and is a predicted model, not a curated record.